AUGACUACUUUCUCUGGGCUCAAAUCGACUCUUGAGUCAUGUGCGAGUCUAUCAGCCCCGGAGAGCUGCCAUGACUUCUACGAGUUCAUGGCCUGGGCACAAGAGUUCAGUCUGUACUUGACAGUAAAGGCGCGAGCCAGAGAGAAUGAAGAAUAUGCAUUCGAUGAAUGGAAAGAAAGUGAUUCUUUGUCGCUACAAAAACACCAAGAUCAAAGUCUUCACCUCAAUGCAUAA
Penicillium oxalicum is the source of this 234-nucleotide messenger RNA. RefSeq lists its product as uncharacterized. Lineage: Eukaryota; Fungi; Ascomycota; Eurotiomycetes; Eurotiales; Aspergillaceae. The record is from RefSeq and is a predicted model, not a curated record. Bases 1 to 234 code for a protein of 77 amino acids. The transcript has a single exon.